Messenger RNA from Condylostylus longicornis, 4315 nucleotides. RefSeq names its product host cell factor 2-like. Gene Ontology annotation, biological process: chromatin remodeling; regulation of DNA-templated transcription. The record is from RefSeq and is a predicted model, not a curated record. Gene Ontology annotation, cellular component: histone methyltransferase complex. The transcript is spliced from 4 exons. The coding region runs from base 372 to 4013 and encodes 1213 amino acids. Lineage: Eukaryota; Metazoa; Arthropoda; Insecta; Diptera; Dolichopodidae. Gene Ontology annotation, molecular function: transcription coactivator activity; protein binding.
UCGGCAUUAAAACAAAACAACCGGAAUCGGAGAAUUUUCGCAAUUUUAAUAAUUAAAAAAAAUUAAUAUAAACUUAAAAUAAAAAAAAAUAAGUAAAAAUUGUUUAAGUUGCAAUAAAUUGGAUUUAAAUAAAGAACUAACGCCUAGCUUGAUAUAAUUCAAAAACGAAAUUGUGAAAGUUGAGGCGUCUAAUUUGCUUUGACAUUUUUGGUCUGAAAUUUUAGAUUAGCUGUGACAGAGUGGCUUCCAUAUUUGUUCCCAAAGUGAAAAAAUCAUCAACAGGUUAUCAAUUUCGUAUUAAAUAAGUAUAUAAAUUAAAAGAAGAGAAGUUAGCUUAUAUAUUUUUUAAUGAUAAAAUAAUUUGUGGAAAAAUGACGUUAAAAACAGAGAAUAUUGUACGGAAAGUUGUAUGGAAAAGGAUAACGGAUUCGAAAGGGCCUCAACCGCGUCCCAGACAUGGACAUAGGGCAGUUAAUAUAAAAGAUUUAAUACUAAUAUUUGGUGGCGGCAACGAGGGAAUAGUUGAUGAAUUUCAUGUUUAUAAUACAAGUUCAAAUCAGUGGAUAGUUCCGGCUAUGAAAGGAGAUGUUCCACCAGGUUGUGCAGCAUAUGGUUUGGUAGUCGAUGGAACGAAAAUUUAUGUUUUUGGCGGCAUGAUUGAAUAUGCAAAGUAUUCUAAUGCUUUGUACCGUUUAGAUGCAUCCAAGUGGGAAUGGAAACGUUUGGAUCCUGAUCCUCCUGAAAAUGGAGAAGUUCCGUGUCCACGACUUGGUCACAGCUUCACUUUGGUUGAUAAUAGGAUAUUUUUGUUUGGUGGACUUGCAAACGAAACAAAUGAUCCAAAAAAUAAUAUUCCCCGAUACAUGAAUGAUCUAUAUACUUUACAAAUUCGUAAUGUUGAAGGAGACGGUGUUUGGAACAUACCGCAAACUCAUGGUGAUCAACCCUCCCCGCGCGAAUCUCAUACUGGCGUAGCAUAUAUUUCGAAAAAAGCAAACCAAAAUACGCUUGUUAUAUACGGUGGAAUGAGCGGAUGUCGUUUAGGUGACUUAUGGUUUUUAAAUACAGAAACAAUGACGUGGACACAACCAAGUACAACUGGUAUUGCCCCUUUACCUAGGUCAUUACAUACGUCAACCAUUAUCGGGAAUAAGAUGUAUGUUUUCGGUGGAUGGAUUCCGCUAAUUGUUAAUGAUAGUGAACUUGCUACGCAUGAGUGGAAGUGUACUAAUUCUUUAGCAGCAUUGAAUUUGGAAAGUCUGAUUUGGGAAGAUUAUUCAAAUAUACAAGGUGAUGAAGAGCAAAUUCCAAAAUCUAGGGCUGGUCAUUCAGCAGCGAAUGUUAAUGGAAGACUAUUUAUCUGGUCUGGGCGAGAUGGUUAUCGUAAAGCAUGGAAUAAUCAGGUUUGUUGCAAAGACCUCUGGUAUCUUGAAGUUGAUGUACCUCAAACAGCUCCAAAAGUAACAGUGAAUCGUGUAUCCAAUAAUUCAUUUGAAAUAAGCUGGGCCGAGGUACCAUUUUCUGCAGCCUAUUUUAUACAAAUUCAAAAACUAGAAACAGAAAAGAAGAGAUUACCAAUUUUGGAUGGCGAACAAACACCUCAAACAAAUGCUGCCGCUUUAUCUGCUGAAUUAUCGCCCAAACGGGAAGUGAGUAGCACAACAUCAUCCACAACAUUACUUCAAAAAACACAGACGCCUAAAUCGCAAAUAUUGACCCAGUCAAUGUCUCCUUCUGUAGUAAGUACUACAGCUGAUUCUACCACCGAAAUAUCAAAACCACAGCAAAUACAGCUUAAUCCCAAAUCCACUGUUACUCCAUCAGCGCCCUCUGCCGUCACUCAAGCACCCUUCAGCGCAGUUGUCAAAUCGGUUAGCAGCAUUGUUGUUCCAAGUGCUGGUAUCAAAACAUCUAACUUAGUAAGUUCUACAUCCGCUACUGCAGUAAAUCAACAGCAAAGUGUUGCAAAGCAUAUAACAAGUGGUAAUAUCGCUGGAAAACCUUUAACAAUUACUGGGCAAAAUGUCAAAUAUACAGUACUUAAACCUGGAAUGGUUUUGAAAACCUUACCAGGAACUUCAGGGGCCUCGGGAGUCGUUCAAGUAAGUCAACCAGGUCCGAAACUACUUGCAGGUGGCGUUCAGGUUUUAAAUACAGGAACAUCUGUACAAGGAACUAAAAACAUUGUUAAAAUUUUACCGCAAAAUAUUUCAACUAGUGGAACAACUACUUUGCCGGGAAGUGGUGGACAAAAGAUUGUCAAAAUUCUACCGCAACAAUUAGCAACUAUUGGUGGCAAAACUGUUUUAAUUAAUCAACAAACUCCUAUAAAAUUGGGAAACAUUCAACAAGGGCAAUUGCAACAACAACAAAAUAAGCCAAAACUUGUUUUUAUGAAUCCUCAAGGUCAAGUUCAGACAAUACAAACAAAUGCUACGCAUUCAGCUCCUCAAAAAUUUGUACUAGUAAGCACUUCAGGGAGCAUGCCAGCUUCUAAUAUUGUAAAUCAAACCAUGGCUACAAAUAUUGGCAACAAAAUUGUCUCUAUAGUUCCCUCUUCGGGUGCAUCAGGUGUAAACACAGCACGAUUGGUUACAAGUUUAGGCGGUUCAGGUCAACAAAUCAGGGUGCAAGGAAACGCAAAUAUUGGGCAAGUCAUUGCCACUAGCAGCACCCAACAAGUUCCCCAAACAACAACCAUCACCUUAGGAGGUAAACAAAUGGUUGUUCAAAUGACGGGGGAAAACACUUUUAAACUUUUAAAUAGUGCACAAGUAACUGCACAAACUUCACAACAAAAUUCAGCACAAAUUCAGUCAGCCAGGGUAUUAACAUUACCAAGUAGACAAAUAUUAACAACAAACCAGUCUUUCGAUGACACCUCUGUUUCAAAUAAUAUUGAGCAACUUGACGGAACUAGUUAUACAGAAAAAGAUAGCGAGCUCAUGACAAGUGCCGAAAAUAAUGAAAUUGAAGAAAUUUUGAAUGAUAAUGGAACUAUAUCCCUUAUAAAAACUGAUUUUAAAUUUAAAGAUAGAUUUCAGAAACAUCAAAAUAAAUUAUCAAAAAUGAUUCCCCGUUACGUCAAGAUGGGUUUGUUUGGUGGUGCUGGUAAUUCCAAAACGAAUGACGAUAAUGUAAAUAAUGCGUCAGAAAGUAACACAUCUUCAAACAAUAACAUUAACAGUACAACAAAUGAAAAUCUUCCAACUAGCGCUGAAAAAAAUGUUGAAAGCACUUCAUGUUUGAAUAAAUGUUCAGAUGCAGAGGACUUGAAAAAAAAGGAAAUUAAAUUAUUUAAUCAAGAACAAUAUGAAGAGAAUUUAAAAUGGCAUACUGUGGGUUUUGUGAAAGGAACAUCACAUUCAAUCAAAGAUUUUAUUAAUAGUGCGACAUGGAAUCUGAAUAAUGUUAACACAAAUAUUAGUGCGGAAAAUUUGCCAUCUUUAGCAGAUUUAGAACGGGAAACAUUAGAAGCCGGAACAACAUAUAAAAUUAGAAUAUGUGCCAUUAACGAAAUUGGUUGUGGAUCGUGGAGCGAAUCAGUCAAUUUACGUACGUAUAGUCCUGGUUUUCCUGGUGCUCCAUCAUCUGUAAAAAUUACAAAACUGGCGACUGGGGCACAUUUAACAUGGAAAUCGCCAAGUGAUACACAGGAACAAGAUAUUUUAGAGUACGUCGUCUAUUUGGCAAUGAAGACUAAUCAAGUUGUCGUCGAUUCAAAACUGCAAUUAUCUUUUACAAAAGUUUACUCAGGAGCAUCGAAUAGUUGUAUUGUAUCAAAUAAAUUAAUUGAAGAUGCAUACAUUGAUAAGACACCGAAACCAACAAUUUUGUUCAGAAUUACAGCUAAAAAUGCCAAAGGUGUUGGUCCAGCUAUACAAGUUAGAUGGUUAGUUGAUUCAGUAACACCAGCAACAACUGGUAGUACUCCUUCGCCUCACGGAUUAAUGAAAAGAACAGCUCCGCCUAAUGCCUUAACUGGUGAUAUACUGGCAAAACGGGUUAAAUAAUGAGAAUUAUUUCGAAUUCACCCCUCUUCGCUAACUUAUAGGGACUUAAUUUCUAGUUUCAGUUUUAGUUUUAAAUUACAUAUUGAAAUUGCAGUAUAUUUAAUAUUUUCAGUACAUCUAAUGUACUGCAGUUAUUUAACACUUUCACUAAUUUUUUUCAAUUAGACUUAAUUUUUAUUUAACUAUGUAUGUGUCUAAUCCCUUUAUGAAAAAUAUUUGAACUAUUUUUCAAUUUUGUUUUUGAUAUCCUAAAAAAAUGUAGGCUUAAUAUCUUAAAAUAUACUCUAGUUAAUAAAAGUAUU